Paramisgurnus dabryanus is the source of this 2700-nucleotide messenger RNA. RefSeq names its product cholinergic receptor, nicotinic, alpha 2b (neuronal) (gene chrna2b). The record is from RefSeq and is a predicted model, not a curated record. NCBI's taxonomy places the organism in Eukaryota, Metazoa, Chordata, Actinopteri, Cypriniformes, Cobitidae. Gene Ontology annotation, molecular function: transmembrane signaling receptor activity; acetylcholine-gated monoatomic cation-selective channel activity. Gene Ontology annotation, cellular component: postsynaptic membrane. Gene Ontology annotation, biological process: monoatomic ion transmembrane transport.
GCAGGAGUGCAGUCCAGGGGUGCACACUUCAACAUAAAUGGAGUUACUUUUGGAUACACCUAUCCGUACAAAUCCUGCUUUAUGGAUGCAUAUGGAAAUAUUUUUGCGGAAUCUGCGUUACUGAUCUCAGUGCCUUCAGGUGAACAGGUGCGCAAAACUUAUUUUAUAUUACGAAGAAACAAGAAAAGUUCGAGCAUGGAUAUGGAAAACACUGGAUUUAGACAACUUUAUACAACUUUAUUUAAAACGGAUUUUUGACUCAAGAACAUCAAACUGCCUAAGAUCUAGAUUAUAAAAAUGAGAUAAUAACCACGACAAUAACUGAAGUAGUACACAGAAACUUCCACAUGGAUCUCAGUGGGAAAAUAUAUGCGUGAUAUAAAAUAUAUGUAUUAGAAAGUAAAAGCAUCAUUUUAUGUGAUGGAGCGCUUUAUCAAUCUUCGAAUGUUUCUGAGGAUUUCUCUUCUCGGUAUUAUCCUAUGUGAGUCAGUUUCUUGUUGUGAAAAGACUCACUCACAUGCUGAAGAUGAGCUUUUCAAAAAGCUCUUUGAGGGCUACAACAAGUGGUCAAGACCUGUGCCGAACACCUCUGAUGUGGUCAUUGUCAAGUUUGGUUUAUCAAUCGCCCAGCUGAUUGAUGUGGAUGAGAAGAAUCAAAUGAUGACAACAAACGUCUGGCUAAAGCAGGAGUGGAAUGACUAUAAACUACGAUGGAAACCUUCAGAUUAUGACAAUGUGACUUCUAUUAGGGUACCAUCAGAACUUAUUUGGGUCCCGGAUAUAGUUUUGUACAACAAUGCAGAUGGUGAGUUUGCAGUGACCCACAUGACCAAAGCCCACCUCUUCUACACAGGUAAAGUGCGCUGGGUUCCACCUGCCAUCUACAAGAGCUCAUGCAGCAUCGAUGUCACCUUCUUCCCCUUUGACCAGCAGAACUGCAAGAUGAAGUUCGGCUCGUGGACUUAUGACAAAGCCAAGAUCGACCUGGAGCGCAUUGAGAACACGGUUGACUUGAAAGAUUACUGGGAGAGCGGCGAGUGGGCCAUCAUCAACGCCGUCGGAACCUACAACACCAAAAAAUACGACUGCUGCCACGAGAUCUACCCAGACAUCACCUACUUCUUCAUCAUCCGCCGUCUGCCUCUCUUCUACACCAUCAACCUCAUAAUUCCCUGCCUGCUGAUCUCCUGCCUGACCGUGCUGGUUUUCUACCUGCCAUCAGAGUGUGGGGAGAAGAUCACGCUGUGCAUCUCCGUUCUUCUGUCCCUCACUGUCUUCCUGCUACUUAUAACAGAAAUAAUCCCUUCUACCUCGCUGGUCAUCCCACUCAUUGGAGAAUAUCUGCUCUUCACCAUGAUCUUUGUCACCUUGUCCAUUGUAAUCACCGUUUUUGUGCUGAACGUGCAUCACAGGUCGCCCAGCACUCAUAAGAUGCCACGUUGGGUGCACUCUGUCUUCUUGGAUUUGAUCCCAAGGUGGCUGUUUAUGCGCAGACCUGCGCCCGACAGCCGUCGCAGGCAGAGACUUCUCCUUCUGCAGCAGCAGGGGCGAGGAGUGACAUCACGGGUGCUCGGGGCGGCCACCGGCCCGCUUAGCACAUCUUCUAGCUGGUUUAGCAGUAGGGAGAACUUUGGUGAGGAGGAGUCACGCAGGCGCUGCUGUUACAGAGAUGUAGAACUGGGUACGCUGGCCUCGGCUAUCUCUCUUUCGUUACACCCCCCCUCGCCCUGUCCUCUCAACUCAGCUCCACCUACUUUACAGAAAUAUGGCCCCUCCCCUAGAAUGGAAGUGGGUGUGGCUUCAAGGCAGGUCGGUGGUAGAGCUAAUGUCACGAAGCGACCUGACAACGUGACGUCAGACAACCAAGGGUUUCCUCUCUCCCCGAGUGUCCUGCAAGCUCUGGAGGGAGUUCACUACAUAGCAGACCACCUGAGGGCAGAAGAUGCUGACUUCAGUGUAAAGGAGGACUGGAAGUACGUUGCUAUGGUAAUAGACAGAAUCUUUCUAUGGAUGUUCAUCAUAGUAUGUUUAUUGGGCACAAUCGGACUCUUUCUCCCACCCUGGCUUGCAGGCAUGAUCUAGAACCAACAAAUACUCAUAUAAGGAAGAAAUGGGGACAAAAAGUCUCUCUUAGUAGUGAGCAAACAUCACUCAAAAAGUGGCAGGCAUUCCCCAGCAUAGAAUAAGAUGCAUGUUCGAGAUCAGGAACGUGGCGGUGAAUGUCUGAUAGUUUUCUUAGGACAGAAAUUUAGAGGUGAGUGACUUUCAUCUCACCUCUGGGGUUUAAAGAAGCUUGUCUGUGAAAAUGCUUGUAUUCGAAUGUAUAACCUUAAAAAGUUUUGUCAAAAUUAAAAGUGCCAAUUGAAGUUUACUUGAUAUCUGACAAGUGAAAUAUUUAUAAUAGACAAGCUAUUUCCCUUUUCUCUUUAUAUUAUUCUUUACAUAUUGUGCACAGGUAGAAUAUGUGUGUCUGCACGCGUACACAAAAUUGGACUCGUUUUAAAAACCAAAUAGUGGCAAUAUUUAAUAUCUUCAGUACUAUAAUCUUCAUAAGUCAGUCAGAUCAUGUUUUUGAUUGUUAUAAUCUCUAAAGCGGACAUUUUAAAAGACGUUUUAAAGAUGUAAAAUAAAUCUGCUUAAUAAAAUUGGUAUCCCCAGAGCAGAGUUGUAUAGUACUUAAGUAUUUUUACUUUCUACAUA